Gossypium raimondii (Peruvian cotton) is the source of this 480-nucleotide messenger RNA. RefSeq lists its product as uncharacterized. The coding region runs from base 1 to 480 and encodes 159 amino acids. The transcript has 3 exons. NCBI's taxonomy places the organism in Eukaryota, Viridiplantae, Streptophyta, Magnoliopsida, Malvales, Malvaceae. The record is from RefSeq and is a predicted model, not a curated record.
AUGGAACCUUACGAGGCACUGUACGGUCAUAAGUGUUGCACUCCUUUAUGUUGGAUUGAGUUGGGCGAGCGACGUGUUCAGGGUCCUGAGUUGGUCUCUGAGAUAGAGGAUAAGAAAUCGUAUGCGAAUUUGAAGAAGCGUGAGAUCGAGUAUUCUGUAGGGGACUUAGUUUUUCUCAAGGUCUCACCAUGGAAAAAGGUUUGGAGGUUCGGUCGCAAGGGCAAGCUGAGCCCUCGGUUUAUUGGACUUUACCUCAUUCUGAAAUGUGUGGGACCUGUCGCUUAUCAGUUGGAGUUACCUCCGGAGUUGGACUGCAUUAAUGAUGUUUUUCACGUCUCGAUGUUGAGGCGCUACUGCUCUGAGCCCAUGCAUGUUGUUUCUGUUGAGAAGAUUGAGGUUCUGUGGCGUAAUCAUAGUACUGAGGAUGCCAUGUGGGAGCCUGAGGAUGCGAUGCAUCAGCAAUAUUCUCAUCUGUUCUGA